AUGACCUUAGUGGGUACGACGGAGGGGAACGUAUUACCCAUCAUGUUGAGCGUACAGCAACAGCAUCAUCACCAUAAUCUUCAUGGUUCUACGACCAGUGCUCAAACUCAUCGCGGCAAUGUGAUUGUUUCAACGAGCAGUAUGCCGACAAAUGACAUCAAGAUCCAGCAGCACGGUUGCAAACGAUCGAAGAUCUACAGCCAAGCGACCGGACCUUACGGCACGGUUCCUCAUCAACCAGCUUCGGUGGCCAGGCGAAACGCGAGGGAACGGAAUCGUGUGAAGCAGGUGAACAACGGAUUCGCCACGUUAAGGCAACACAUACCCCAGAGUGUGGCACAAGCCCUCGGAGGAAGUACAGCUGGCACACACGGUGGAUCUAGGGCUGGCAGUAAAAAGCUGUCGAAGGUUGAGACGCUCAGGAUGGCGGUCGAGUACAUCAGGAGUCUACAGCGACUUCUCGAGGAACACGACAGUGGUUCGGAUUUGGCCAGCGUAUCCUCGCCGACCUCGUCACCACCAUCUUCCACGUCCUCGGCUUCGUCCACGUGUAGUUCCAACACCGGCCUCGGUGUCGACGCCAAUCACCAUUCGGCCGAGUUAAGACUCCGUGGCAAUGUCAACAAUGAUAUUCGACAUCACAACAACUCCGACUUGCAUCGGCAUCAACAUAUCAGACAAAACCCUAGCCCAACGUUCGUGCCAGCACCCUGUUCCGAGGCGUCUAGUUCCCCAACGCCGAGCUUUGUCUCUGAAGCAUCAUCGGCUGGCAGUCAAGGAUACGGAACAUCGGGAACCCUUUAUACCACGCAUUCCGAUGGUUACGAUAAUUACGAGCCAAUGAGCCCAGAAGACGAAGAACUGUUGGACGUCAUCUCUUGGUGGCAACAAAGUCAAUGA
Molecule: messenger RNA, 900 nt
Organism: Osmia bicornis bicornis
Lineage: Eukaryota; Metazoa; Arthropoda; Insecta; Hymenoptera; Megachilidae
Product: achaete-scute complex protein T3-like
Exons: 1
Coding region: 1-900 (299 amino acids)
Biological process (GO): neuron differentiation; positive regulation of transcription by RNA polymerase II; regulation of neurogenesis
Cellular component (GO): RNA polymerase II transcription regulator complex
Molecular function (GO): DNA-binding transcription factor activity, RNA polymerase II-specific; RNA polymerase II transcription regulatory region sequence-specific DNA binding; protein dimerization activity
Source: RefSeq, a predicted model, not a curated record